Talpa occidentalis (Iberian mole) is the source of this 3952-nucleotide messenger RNA. RefSeq names its product thyrotropin releasing hormone degrading enzyme (gene TRHDE). Gene Ontology annotation, molecular function: zinc ion binding; metalloaminopeptidase activity; peptide binding. The record is from RefSeq and is a predicted model, not a curated record. Lineage: Eukaryota; Metazoa; Chordata; Mammalia; Eulipotyphla; Talpidae. Gene Ontology annotation, cellular component: cytoplasm. Gene Ontology annotation, biological process: proteolysis; peptide catabolic process.
AUGGCCCUGGACGGGGAGCGGGGGGAGCAAGAGGAGGAGAAGAAAAAGAAGAAGAAGAAAAAGAAGAGAAAGAAGAAGGAGGAGGGGGCUGAGAAGAGCAGCUCACCCUUCCCAGCCAGGAUGGGCGACAGCGACGCGGCGCCCCGGGCCGGCGGCAGGGGGCUCUCGGACCCGUGGGCGGACUCCGUGGGGGUGAGACCCCGCACCACCGAGCGCCACAUCACGGUGCACAAGCGACUCGUGCUGGCCUUCGCCGUGUCCAUCGUGGCUCUGCUCGCGGUCACCAUGCUCGCCGUGCUGCUCAGCUUGCGCUUCGACGAGUGCGGGGCAGGCGCCACCCCGGGCGCCGACGGCGGCCCCGCGGGCUUCCCUGCGCGCGGCGGCAACGCGAGCUUCCCGGGCGCGACCCGAGGCAACCACCACGCGGGUGAGGACGCCUCGCAGCCCGAGGCAGGCGAGGCCACCCCCGGGACCCCGUCCCCGCAGCCGCCGUCGGAGGUGGAGUGGCAGCCCUGGACGCAGCUGCGCCUGUCGGGCCACCUCAAGCCGCUGCACUACAAUCUGAUGCUCACAGCCUUCAUGGAGAACUUCACCUUUUCUGGGGAGGUCAACGUGGAGAUCGCGUGCCGGAACGCCACCCGCUACGUCGUGCUGCACGCCUCCCGGGUGGCAGUCGAGAAGGUGCAGGUGGCGGAGGAUCGGGUGGCCGGGGCGGUCCCGGUGGCUGGCUUCUUCCUGUACCCGCAAACCCAGGUCUUGGUGGUGGUGCUCAAUAGGACCCUGGACGCGCAGAGGAAUUACAACCUAAAGAUCAUCUACAACGCUCUGAUCGAGAACGAGCUCUUGGGCUUCUUCCGCAGCUCCUACGUGCUCCACGGGGAGAGAAGAUUCCUUGGCAUUACUCAGUUUUCACCUACACAUGCCAGAAAGGCAUUUCCUUGUUUUGACGAGCCCAUCUACAAGGCUACUUUCAAAAUCAGCAUUAAGCAUCAAGCAACCUAUUUAUCUUUAUCCAAUAUGCCAGUGGAAACUUCUGUGUUUGAGGAAGAUGGAUGGGUUACGGAUCACUUUUCACAGACCCCUCUCAUGUCUACAUAUUAUUUAGCCUGGGCAAUUUGCAACUUCACAUACAGAGAAACUACCACCAAGAGUGGAGUUGUAGUACGAUUAUAUGCAAGACCUGAUGCUAUCAGAAGAGGAUCUGGGGAUUAUGCUCUCCAUAUAACAAAGAGAUUGAUAGAAUUUUAUGAAGACUACUUUAAAGUGCCCUAUUCCUUGCCAAAACUAGAUCUUUUAGCUGUGCCUAAGCAUCCGUAUGCUGCUAUGGAGAACUGGGGACUAAGUAUUUUUGUGGAACAAAGAAUACUGCUGGAUCCCAGUGUUUCAUCUAUUUCUUAUUUGCUGGAUGUCACCAUGGUCAUUGUUCAUGAGAUAUGUCACCAGUGGUUUGGUGACCUUGUGACUCCUGUGUGGUGGGAAGACGUGUGGCUGAAGGAAGGUUUUGCUCACUACUUUGAAUUUGUUGGUACAGACUACCUCUAUCCUGGCUGGAACAUGGAAAAACAGAGAUUUCUCACGGAUGUUCUGCAUGAAGUCAUGCUGCUAGACGGCUUGGCCAGUUCCCAUCCAGUAUCACAGGAAGUGCUACAGGCAACUGAUAUUGACAGGGUGUUUGACUGGAUCGCAUAUAAAAAGGGUGCUGCUUUAAUUAGAAUGCUGGCUAAUUUUAUGGGCCAUUCAGUAUUUCAGAGAGGUCUGCAAGAUUAUUUAACCAUUCAUAAGUAUGGCAAUGCAGCCAGAAAUGAUCUCUGGAAUACACUAUCAGAGGUUUUAAGAAGGAAUGGAAAAUAUGUAAAUAUACAAGAAGUAAUGGAUCAGUGGACACUCCAGAUGGGUUAUCCUGUUAUCACCAUCUUGGGAAAUACAACAGCGGAAAAUAGAAUCAAAAUUACCCAACAACAUUUUAUUUAUGACAUCAGUGCUAAAACGAAAGCACUUGUACUUCAAAAUAACAGUUACCUGUGGCAGAUUCCAUUAACUAUUGUGGUAGGAAAUAGAAGCCAUGUGUCUUCAGAAGCAAUUAUUUGGGUGUCUAACAAAUCAGAACACCACAGAAUAACUUCUUUGGACAAAGGAAGCUGGUUGUUGGGAAACAUCAAUCAAACUGGUUACUUUAGAGUCAACUAUGAUUUAAGGAAUUGGAGAUUAUUAAUUGACCAGUUAAUCCGGAACCAUGAGGUUCUCACUGUCAGUAACAGAGCUGGUCUGAUCGAUGAUGCCUUCAGCCUAGCCAGAGCUGGCUAUUUGCCUCAGAAUAUUCCCCUGGAGAUUAUCAGAUACCUGUCUGAGGAGAAGGAUUUUCUUCCUUGGCAUGCUGCCAGCCGAGCCCUUUAUCCUCUAGAUAAAUUACUGGACCGCAUGGAGAAAUACAAUGUCUUCAAUGAAUAUAUCUUAAAGCAAGUUGCAACAACCUACAUCAAGCUUGGAUGGCCAAAAAACAAUUUUAAUGGAUCUCUUAUUCAAGCAUCUUACCAACAUGAAGAACUUCGCAGAGAAGUUAUAAUGCUGGCAUGCAGUUUUGGUAACAAGCACUGUCACCAGCAGGCAUCAACACUUAUUUCAGAUUGGAUUUCCAGCAACAGAAACAGAAUACCACUGAAUGUCAGAGACAUCGUCUACUGCACAGGAGUCUCACUGCUGGAUGAGGAUGUCUGGGAAUUCAUAUGGAUGAAGUUUCACUCCACCACAGCAGUUUCUGAGAAGAAAAUAUUGUUGGAAGCCUUAACUUGCAGUGAUGAUAGGAAUUUAUUAAACAGGCUUCUGAACCUAUCACUGAAUUCUGAGGUGGUGCUGGAUCAAGAUGCAAUUGAUGUGAUAAUACAUGUAGCUCGAAAUCCACAUGGCCGAGACCUUGCCUGGAAGUUCUUCAGAGAUAAAUGGAAGAUAUUAAAUACCAGGUAUGGAGAGGCAUUAUUUAUGAAUUCCAAACUUAUCAGCGGAGUUACAGAAUUUCUUAAUACUGAAGGAGAACUCAAGGAGCUAAAGAACUUCAUGAAGAACUAUGAUGGAGUAGCUGCUGCCUCUUUCUCAAGAGCUGUGGAAACUGUCGAAGCCAACGUGCGCUGGAAAAUGCUGUAUCAAGAUGAGCUGUUCCAGUGGUUAGGAAAAGCUCUGAGACACUAAUAUGUUCCCCUUAUAAACUAUUCAUCUCAGAAUUUUGUAAGAAGAUCCGCUUUUUGUGGAAUGAGGAAAACUUACUAUGUGAAAAUAGCUGGAUUUUCAGUGUUAACAUGUGGGAGGAAUUUUUUUUUUUUUAAUUUUUGGUUUGGGGGGAAUUUUUGUUGUCGUUUCAUUGUUUGGUUUUUCUACUGGGUAUUCUUCUCUACAGAAACUCCUGCAAGUGAACCUAGCCAUGAUUGCUUCAGCUGUACAUUCCUUGCUGUACAGGACCAACUAUGAUAGUGGUGCAUGUCGAUGUUGCAGUCAGUUUGGAAAACAUAUUCAGAAUAUUUUUGUGCAUGGUUGUAUGGUCCUGCCUUGUUCCAGCAUGCUUAUUUAAAGUGUCCAAUGUUGUAUGUGAAUAUAUGUUUUAUCUAGGAUGGGCAUUAUGCAAAAGCACAAAGAUUAUCUAUGACAAUCAGUGUUGCAAUGAAAGAAAACCUGAAAAAUGAAAUUGUAUUCUUUGUCCUGGGCAAUGUGAGAGAUAAAAAAGCCCUUUAAAUGAUUACUAUCACUUAUUUCAGCACUUAGAUUGUCAAUAAUUACUGUGUUACUCAUUUUCUUUGAGUUAAAGCCGUGUAUACAGUAAAAAGGCAUAUAGAUAGUGUAUACAUAUGUUUAUGUGCAGAGGGAAGCCCCACAUGUAUAUACUAUGUUGUACACUGCAUAUGUGCAAAGAAAUUUCUUCAGAUAAAAAGAAAAUUUAACUCUUUUUAUAAACUUAUGCAAACUU